Microbotryum saponariae is the source of this 1874-nucleotide messenger RNA. The record is from the annotation of a GenBank genome assembly. Lineage: Eukaryota; Fungi; Basidiomycota; Microbotryomycetes; Microbotryales; Microbotryaceae.
AUGGCGGACGCACACAUGCACCAGGUCAUGUCGAACCUCUGGAUAGGCGACUACAUUGCUUCCCAGGAUGCCAACUUGCUGGAGAAGCACAAGAUCAAGCUCGUCGUGGCAGCCAGUUCGUCUCCAGCUCCGCGAGCCCCCACUUCGCUCUUUCCCGGUCCCAAACUCCCGCCGCCUAGCAAGACUGACGCCCGAUUGACAUCGUGGACCUCCAUCUACAGUGAGACAAACCUAUGAACCACUACCUGGGACCACCCUGCACCGCGUCCCAAUCGACGACACUGCCUCAGCCAACAUCAUCGAGCACUUUGUGCCUGUCAGCAGGGCGAUCGCGUCAGCUCGGCUCAAGUCUCAUGCCGUCUUGGUCCACUGCCAAGCCGGUGUAUCGAGAUCAUCGGCUCUCGUUGCGGCGUAUCUGAUGAAGGAGAUGGAUCUCACGGUCGAACAAGCGCUGGCUCGGGUGCGAAAGGCGAGGUUACAGAUUGAGCCAAGCGACUUCUUCAUGUUGCAACUUGAGCUGUUCGAAAGGUGCGACUGCGAGUGGAACCCCGUCAAGGUAAGAGUGAGUUGUGCUUUACACGCUUAUCGAUCGACUGACAGGCUCUUCUGUUGCCCUCCUCCUUCAUUAGUACGCGGAGGAACGAAGGUUUCUCAUGAGCUUUGCGCAAAAUGAAAUCAUGGGUCAGUGAAUGGGUCUCAGAGGCGAAAAUGAAUCUUCACCGCUAACGCCGCUUUGUUACCACUCGACGUCAGGCGGUGUCUCCCCUUCCAUCGUUCUAGCGUACUACCCCUCACCGACGCCCUCGCCUAUUCCUUCGCCUAAGGGUAGCGCACCGGGCACUCCGUUGACCAUGACGCCGAUGCCGACGACAGCCGAUCCCUCGGCCUCGGACGCAUACAAAUUUGUAGGGGCCUCUCCUCCCGUCGAAAGCAGUACCUCGACUAGUCUCUCGGAUCGGUUGGGUGCCACCACGACUCCAACACCCGCUCCCGUACCUCGCAAGCGACUUACCCCUCGGAAAGCGGAACGCGAGACAGAACGACAGUCUGCCGAGAUGCGUAAAAUUCCAUCGAUCGAGAAAAUUGGCAACAAGCAGGAGGUAGUGAUAAGCGGGCGCAGGAUACGGUGCAAGAUGUGCAGGUUCGUGCCUUCCGCUUUCCUUAUAUCCUUCGUCAUUCACGGUCAAGUGCUGAUUCGGAUGGGUUUGUCAUUGGCCUGGUCAAUCAGGCGAGAGCUUGCAGCCCGCGAGCACGUCUUGGCGCACGAGCCAGGGAAGGGCCAACAGGCCUUUGCCCCGCAUCGGCGCGAUAUGGCGGCGCACAGGAUGGAGAUGGAGGCCAGGCGGCGCGACGAGAUGGACAAGGAGGAGCGCGAGCGAGCAAUUCCAAAUGUGGAGACUGACACAAGCAUCAGGACUUCGGUUGACAAGACUGAGAAGUCGCCGGCGACUGCUUUGGCCGGCUUGAGGAUUUCGCGCCCUUUGCCAGGCCUUGGAGUUCGCGCUGUGGUACAGCGACCAACAGUGUCUCGACCGCGGCCACCAUCAGCUCCCGAAUCUACGGUAAACGAAUCGACCACGUCGUCGACUUCAAUACCGGGGUCGGGUGAAGCACCAGAGUCAUCACACUCCGCUUCGGCUUCGGACGCUGCGAAAGAAUCGGAAGCUGAGGUCAAAGCUCGGGAAAUCUUCGAUCCCCCGAUCUUGCCCUCUCACCUUUGCUCGAGCUAUUUUACCGAGCCGUUGUCUUGGAUGUCGCCCAUAUUGGAAUCUGGUGCGCUUGGGGGAAAGAUUGUGUGUCCGAACGCAAAAUGUGGGGCCAAACUCGGCAGCUUCGACUGGGCAGGCGCGCGUAAGUUAUCGCGGCACAGUUGA